Cucumis melo (muskmelon) is the source of this 429-nucleotide messenger RNA. RefSeq lists its product as uncharacterized. Bases 1 to 429 code for a protein of 142 amino acids. The record is from RefSeq and is a predicted model, not a curated record. The transcript has a single exon. Lineage: Eukaryota; Viridiplantae; Streptophyta; Magnoliopsida; Cucurbitales; Cucurbitaceae.
AUGGAUCGAACUUUACUGGUAAGUGAGCUGACGACGACGACGACGAAGAAGAAGAAAACAACACGGAAAAGGAAAUCAUGCGAAGAGAAUAAGCAACCCCUUAAAGUUGUAUACAUAUCCAACCCGAUGAGGGUUCACACGAGCGCAUCUGAAUUUAGAGCCUUAGUCCAAGAACUAACGGGGCGAGAUGCCGAGUUUCCCGACCCGAGCAAGUUCUAUCCAGCGUCGUGCGAGAUCGUCAUGAAUGAUCUUGAGAAGAAAGUAGUAGCAGAUCAAGGAGAGGACGAUGAGCAAGAACUGUUAAUUGAUUCGAGCUGUGAUGAUGACUUUUGGAGGAGUUCAUUUGAAAGCUUGGAGGAUAUUUUGAGGAGAGAUGUGAUGGAGAACUUUGGAGCCAUCUCUACAUCUUUAAUCAAUCCUUUGGUUUAG